This is a messenger RNA of Racocetra fulgida, 325 nucleotides long. NCBI's taxonomy places the organism in Eukaryota, Fungi, Glomeromycota, Glomeromycetes, Diversisporales, Gigasporaceae. The record is from the annotation of a GenBank genome assembly.
UUAACAAUGUCGCAGUCAGAUAUAACUCGAUUUUUUGAAUCUUUUAACGAUCCAAAUGCUGAAAUCCAACAUCAACCUACUGUUAGUGGUGAUACUGUGAUCAAUACUGAUUCACAAACAAAAAAAUCUCCUUUAUGCAAAGCAAAAGAUCAAAACUCGAAUGCCGGUGGCCCGAUUCGUAACACUCGGAAAAAAGAUCAAAUUUCACCAAUCACUCAACGUAUUAGAAAAGCUGCUACUUUUCAAGACUCUUGGAAAUCAAAGUUCCCUUGGUUAAGAAUAGAAGAGCGUGAUCCUCCUAAUGGAAGUGAUUCUUCAGCUUCUC